CCGACGCCGACUGAGGGACAGAGCUCGAGUGUUGUUUUGAAUUUACGAUAAGACACCGAUCGGACGGGGGGCUCGGGCCUAUGGAUAAGAUGGCGGAUGUAGAAGACGAUGAAACUCAGUCGGCUCCCUCUCCGGCAUCCCGUAACGGCCCGGCUGUCGGCUCGUCUGCGGACCAGAACACAGCGACCGUGACUGUUACGUCAGGUCCGCGGAUGGUGAGGAUAGUCAAGUCGGAGUCCGGCUACGGGUUCAACGUUCGCGGUCAAGUGAGCGAAGGAGGGCAGCUCCGCAGCAUCAACGGGGAGCUGUACGCGCCCCUGCAGCAUGUCAGCGCCGUGCUGCCCGGCGGAGCGGCGGACCGAGCCGGGAUAGCGAAGGGGGACCGGAUCCUGGAAGUCAAUGGGGUGAGCGUGGAAGGUGCCACCCAUAAGCAGGUGGUGGACCUCAUCCGUGCGGGGGAGAAGGAGCUGGUGCUGGCUGUGCUGUCGGUUCCAGCUCAGGAGGCGGAUGGAUUGGAAGCAGGAGAUGAUAUCCAACCCAACUUCGACUACAGCGACAAGCAGGCGGUGCCCAUCUCCAUUCCCACGUACAAACAUGUGGAGCAGCACUCCGAGAGGUUUGUGGUCUACAACGUGUACAUGUCAGGGCGACAGCUGUGCUCCAAGCGCUACCGGGAGUUUGCCAUCCUGCACCAGAACCUGAAGAGGGAGUAUUCUAACUUCAACUUCCCGAAGCUUCCCGGUAAAUGGCCGUUCUCCCUCUCCGAACAGCAGCUGGAUGCUCGCCGGAGAGGCAUGGAGGAAUAUCUAGAGCGAGUUUGCUCUGUGCGGGUGCUCGGCGAGAGUGACAUCAUGCAGGAGUUUCUCUCUGAAUCAGAUGAGAACUACAACGGCGUGACGGAUGUGGAGCUGCGGAUAGCCCUGCCAGACAAGACGACCAUCUCGGUCAGAGUACGCAAGAACUGCACCACAGAUCAGGUGUACCAGGCGUUGGUGAUGAAGGUUGGGAUGGACAGUAUGAUGGCGAGCUACUUUGCCCUUUUUGAAGUCAUCAACCACUCCUUCGUGCGGAAGCUGGUUCCUAAUGAGUUCCCCCACAAGCUCUAUGUGCAGAACUACACGUCAGCAGUGCCGGGGACUUGCUUGGCGCUCCGCAAAUGGUUGUUCAGCUUCCAGGAGGAGGAGCUACUCAGAGACAACCCGCUGGCACUGCACUACUGCUUUCACCAGGCACUGGAAGAUGUGAAGAAGGGAUUCAUAAAAACGGAGGACAAAUCCUACCAGCUGCAGAAACUGGCAGAGCAGCGCAAGAUGGCCACGUACCUGAGUCUGUUGCGGACAUGUGAGGGCUACAACGAGGUGGCCUUCCCCCACUGCUCCUGUGACUCCAGGAGGAAAGGACACGUCAUCACGGCCAUCAGCAUCCAUCACUUCAAGCUGCACGCGUGCACCGAGGACGGCACGCUGGAGAACCAGGUGAUAGCGUUUGAGUGGGCGGAGAUGCAGCGCUGGGACACGGAUGAGGAGGGGAUGGCGUUCUGCUUCGAAUACGCCAGAGGAGAGAAGAAACCUCGCUGGGUCAAGAUCUUCACUCCAUAUUUUAACUACAUGCACGAGUGCUUUGAGCGGGUCUUUUGUGAGCUGAAGUGGAGGAAGCAGGUUGAGGAAGAGGCAUCUGACAAAGACAACAAAAACUGCAGUAACAAUGACUAUCUGCCUCCUCUGGAGACCCAGCAGAAGGGAUGGCGCCACCUAGGGGGAGAGAUUGCAACUUCCUAAAAAAUCAUUUGUCGUCACUCGAACUAGAACUGGUCCACUCGCAUCAUCACAGCCACCCCAGAGCGCCCAUCGGCAAACACCGAACCGAGUGAAAGACUGAGGCGAUCCACGCCCCCCAACCCCCCGAAAAACACCCCCGAACCAGACCGGAAGUGGAAUAGCCCGACGGCAGCGACCCCGGGGGGCCGCGCGGCGGGAAGAGCAGCGAAGGGAAAUAAACACGCGCCAACUUCCAUGUCAUUCACUAGAUCUCCAUCGUCUGUUUUCCUCCAUCUGCCCUGUGGUGUGCGGCCGGACACGAGCAAAUUCUCGCCACUGGUUGAGAUGUAACACACACACACACACACACACACGUGUACAGUGUGUGACUGGCCAGGGCCAGCACAGCGCAAUGGGAGCCCCUCGAGGAAGAGCCAACAUGUGAGAUAGAGUCGUCCAACGCAUGGAAAUAUGAACGGAGGGAUACCGGAAAAAAACGGAUUCUCAGUUAUUGAUAAAGAAAGAAGAUUCCUGCUUUCACACCGAUGAUGGACAACGACGCGGGAAGUAUGUUUCCAUCCGUGAGGUCGGUCUUAGUCAGAAAACCUAAUCGACACAAAUGUAACUGAGAAAGUAUGUUGGGGUUCAUAAUUCUGUGUAUGUUUAUCUUCUGAAAAAAAAUAUAGAUUAAUAUAAGAGCUGUAAAAAAACAAAAACCUGUUUUCUUGAUCUAACACAACGAAACACCAACUGAACUGCAUUCAAGCCGCUCUAACAUCUCUAUCGUUCACCUUUUCGUUCGGGUCCAGCCGCCGACAGACAUUGACCUCGGCGGUCGGAGGUCCAUGUCGGGUCGUGCGCUCGUCCCCUCGCAAGUGUUCUCGUGUGGAGAUGUUGCAGAGCUUGCGAGAGAGGAAGAGGAGUUCUCAGUCGCGGUGACAUUGUGACUUCUGUUGAGCUGCAGUCCUGUGAGCGGGCAGCAGGGGGCAGCAGAGCGCAGCGCGGAGUGGAGGCUUUGAGAAAGAUAUUGAAACGCUCUGGCUUCUUACAGAGCGGUCCCUCAACCUCCCCACAAGUAUCACUCCGCUUCAGGUUGUCCAGUAACCAUGACAGGAAAACUGUGUGUGUGUGUCUAGAGUAGAUGGUGCAUAACGGUGUGUGUGACUGCAACCAGCAGACAUAGCAAUGCAGCUCGCUGCUGCCUCUUACUGCACCGACCUUGGUACAGUAUUAGCUGCGUGUAUUUGCACAUGAAAUAUGAUGACAUGACAAUUUACACAGAGUAUUUUGUGUUUUUAGAGCGGCACUUUUUGUUCUCCUUUUUGUAGUUUGAAACAUUUUGGUCUCACUUAAAUUGUAGAAAGCAGGUUUACACGCCUGUGGACAGAAGACAUCUUCUGUAUGAAGACGAUGUGCAUAAAUGCAAUAGAGUUUAGUUUAUUCUCUAACGGCGAGUCAUUGGAACUGAGAGUAACGCUGGUUUGUUUUGUAUUCACGCCGAGAGCACAAGUUCAAGUUCCACUUUAAUCAAAUAUACAUUUUUAUUAUUAUUUGUUUUUACAGUUGAGCUUAGUUUGGGGUUAAAUAAAAGGCUUAAUUCAUGUUGAGGUUCAUCCAUGAUUUGCUUUCAGCCAGUUACCUUGAAGAACACUUGUUUCUGUGUGUGUGUGUGUGUGUGUCCUCUGUGUUCAUUGACAUUGCUGAUGAGCUUUUGGGCUCUGAUUGGACGUGUCUGAUGAGCUGUUGGUGUGAGAGCCAGCAAAUGAAGAUGAGAUUUUGUAUCCGUACGACAGCAAAGACGCCAGACAGAUGGAGACAAAUGGGAGGCGUUCAGCACCGAACACACACACACACACAGCCCUGUUUCCAUGUUACUUAUUUGUCACCCUGUUGCCUCUUCAAGACAGGCAAUACAUGUGUGUGUGCCAUUCUCACACACACACAUCACGGAGAGCUGGAUGGUGAAACUGCGAUGUGCAGAUUGCUGGACGGUCACGUUGACGGCCAGAGUGAUGGCCAAUUUAAAGAUGGAUGACAUAAAAAUUUGAGCUGUUCAACCAUGAUGAUUUUGUUCUUUACAAUAUGUCGAGGGAGAGGCAGAGCGUGUGUGUGUGUGUGUGUGUGUGUGUGUGUGUGUGUGCUUUUCUGUCCUCUGCUCGUUCUCUCUCCAGGUUGGUCUCCCGUCAACUUAGGGGGAUGUGGUUGCCGUGGCAGCGCCAGGUUGGCUCAGCCUGGCCCGUCGGUCUGAUUCCUGUCAGUCAAACGACUCUCUGCCCCCGAUGUUGUGUUCAAGGCGCCGUUGUUUGAUGUGUGUUCUCUGUCCCCGUGGCUCAUGCUGCUGUGAAUAGGCUUUUAGGAAAGCUGCCGUUUUUGUUUUGUUUCUCUCUUUGUGUUUUCGGGUCGUCUCGUCAGCGCCAGCUGCCGUCUUCCACGCCGUCUCUCCGGCAGGUGGCUUGCUGUCGGUUGUCGUCCGUUUCUGCCAUCGGUGCGAUUAAAUGUCAUCGUACCAGUGUUUUUAGGUGAACGCCGAGCGAUGACGGGAAUGUUAAGAAGCACGUCUGUGUGUGGUCGGCCCGUGUUUGUUCGUCAGUGCCGUGUUAGUGUUUGAGAUGCUGGACAGCCGCGGACGAUUAUCUAGAAGAAGAAGAAGAGGGCUGAAGUCCACUCGGGGCUCGUGUGACGCUGCAGCAGACAUGGCGGCAGCAGAAUAAAAUAAGAAAAGAAGAACUUGUCCAUGCGUGGACAGCGCUUGAGGCUCAGGGAGUUGGCGUUCAUCACAACCGCCGCUGAAACGCUCGUCUGAAGGAUGCUGUUGCUAUAGCAACGCAUCAGGUUUCCAUGAGAUGCUGUGCGAGGUGUUUUAUUGUGAAACUCGACAGCAUUUCAGUCACGUAGUGCGUCAGUCUCAUCCGUGUCGACCUUCGGCGGCCCUGUGGCGGACGUGGAGGCGUACGUGCGGUUAGACGAGUGUUAGCCUUCGUGACGUUGAUUUCUGCUCAUUGCUCUGACGCACAGGGCGGGAGGCGGAGACUAAAGACCUGAGCCUCGCCGGUCGGUCUCCAGCAUCACCUGUACAUAGUUGUUUUGAAAAGAAGAAGAAGAGAAUAUCUCUUGGACAAAAUGCACUCUUGUUUCUCCAACUCAAAACUUUUAUUUAUUUAAACCGAAAUUCUAAAGAUUGGGGAAAUGAUGGUGUAGGAAGCUCGAGCCACCGGCGAUCAUUAAUUUUGUGCGUGUGUGUGUGUGGGGGGGUGUACUAAAAGAAACAAGAGAGGCAGCAUCUAAAACGGCAUCGAUUAACACCUGAUGCUGAACUAGGCUACUAAAUGGAGAGUUUUAUAUCUAAAAAAAACAACACAUGAAGGUUUACUAACCAAUAUUAGAAAAAGGGAGAAAAAAAGUUUGAAAAUGUUGUGUAGAGUAAUAAAUUGUAACAAUAUUUUAAAUAAAGUUAUAUAUUGGGAACAAA
Messenger RNA from Pseudoliparis swirei, 5226 nucleotides. RefSeq names its product sorting nexin 27a (gene snx27a). The transcript has 13 exons. Gene Ontology annotation, biological process: intracellular protein transport; signal transduction. The record is from RefSeq and is a predicted model, not a curated record. Bases 81 to 1778 code for a protein of 565 amino acids. Gene Ontology annotation, cellular component: early endosome. NCBI's taxonomy places the organism in Eukaryota, Metazoa, Chordata, Actinopteri, Perciformes, Liparidae. Gene Ontology annotation, molecular function: phosphatidylinositol-3-phosphate binding; protein binding.